UUGGUCAAGAUGAAUUAACAAAUGGGUCUCCCUCUGAUCUAAAGGUUGGAGAUGUACCUGUUCAACACUGCUCGCCAACAGAAAUAGAUCAAAUGCAGUUUUCAUCUUUCACUCGUAAUGGACGUCCAAAAGCUCAUGCCUCUGUAACUAGGCGUUGGUCUUUACAACAUCAGCCGUACAUGGCGGGGAACAUGGGGAAAUCUUGUUUUGUCUUCCAGCUCCAGCAACAGUGCAAAGGUGUCCAGGACUCCUGGAUGGAUUUCAAAAGGGGACGAGCAUGCACAAAGGAUGAGCAAGCAGCUAGGCAUCCACAUGUACGACUGGGGCGAAGUGCCUCUGCCACCUUUCCAGUUAAGGGAAAUGCUGAGUGUUUUGGUGCUGCUGAGAGAAGGAAGCAACUCGCAGGAACACUAACUGGGGAAAACAAUUCAGACAUGCUUUGCGGCACUUAUGGCACUUUGCCGCAAACACAGUCCUGUAAGUUUAAAAUCAGACAGGAGCGAAAUCAGAGGCAACCACACUUUCGAAUUCUUUUAACCCGAGGAUCUGAAGAGCAGAAUGAAGGCUCAAUAAGGGAUAAUGGUGGUUGUGUUCAGACAAGAAUGAAUUCAAUCACCGGAGAGGACUCUGUGACAAGAGAUGAUUUCCUGGGCCAAGUUGAUGUACCUCUUAACCACUUACCGGCAGAAGAUCCUGCCUUGGAGAGGCCAUACACUUUUAAGGAUUUUCUACUCAGGCCAAGGAGUCAUAAAUCCCGAGUUAAAGGAUUUCUGCGCUUGAAAAUGGCCUAUUUGCCAAGGAAUGGUGGACCAGAAGAAACCCCUGAACAGAGGGAAGAAUCUGAGCAUGCCUGGGAUAUGGUUGACCCCAAUGAUUCAGGUACACAACGUGAGCAACCAGUACCACCGCUGCCACCUGGCUGGGAAGAGAAGACUGACAACCUGGGUCGGACAUACUAUGUGAAUCACAACAACAGAACUACACAGUGGCAGCGACCAAGUCUAGUAGAUGUGGAAAAUGAAUCAGAUACCAGCAUUCGGCAGAUCCACCAAGAAGCUCACAGAGUGUUUCGAUCUCGUCGACACAUCAGUGAAGAUUUGGAAACCACAGAAAAUCGGGAUGGUGGUGAUCCAUGGGAACCCAUCUCUGAAGAACUGAUUCUUGAUAGUGAUCAAAUUUUCCAAUCUUUGCCACCUCCUACCACUCCGCCAAAUGCAUCUGACAGCAGUCUGCCAGAUCUUUCUGAUGAGCUCAAUAGAAGAUUACAGGUUGCUGCAGAGUCAAAUGGGGAACAAGUUGCUCCACCUACAGGUGAAUCUCUUGCAAGGCUACGUUCCUGUAGUGUAACAGAUGGUGUUGGAGAACAUGCUCAAGCAUCGAUGCAGACCGCCCAAAUGCGACGACCUCGUUCUUCAACUGUUACUGGCAGUGAACAACCAAAUGAACUGACGUCACCAGCAGCCUAUAUGCUCUCAACACCUGGCUUGCCACCAGGAUGGGAAGAGCGGAAAGACACAAAGGGACGCACCUAUUAUGUAAACCAUAACAACAGAACCACUACUUGGACUCGUCCAAUUGUGCAGCAUGCAGAUGAUGGCACACCAGGUCCAACUGCCAGCAACAGCCUUUUAAGCGAGCCUCAGAUAAGACGGCCUCGCAGUCUCAGCUCACCCACAGUAACUUUAUCAACUCCACUGGAGGGUGCUAAAGAUCCCCCUAUGCACAGAGCUGUAAAAGACACUUUAUCUACUCCUCAGUCUCCACAGCUUUCGCCUUAUAACUCACCAAAGUCACAACAUAAGUCUGUGCGCAGUUUCCUACCUCCUGGCUGGGAAAUGCGCAUAGCCCCAAAUGGCCGACCAUUCUUCAUCGAUCACAAUAGCAGAACAACAACAUGGGAGGAUCCAAGGCUGAAAUAUCCAGUUCACUUAAGAGCAAAGACAUCUUUGGAUCCAAACGACCUUGGACCUCUCCCGCCUGGCUGGGAGGAACGAAUCCAUUUGGAUGGAAGAUCAUUCUUCAUAGACCACAAUACCAAAAUCACACAAUGGGAGGAUCCUAGACUACAGAAUCCAGCCAUUACCGGUCCUGCUGUGCCAUACUCCAGAGAAUUCAAACAGAAGUACGACUACUUCCGGAAGAAGCUGAAGAAGCCUGCUGAUAUACCCAAUAGAUUUGAAAUGAAGCUGCAUAGAGGCAACAUCCUAGAGGAGUCUUAUCGACGAAUUAUGUCAUUAAAACGACCAGAUGUACUAAAGGCCAGACUUUGGAUAGAAUUUGAGUCGGAGAAAGGACUUGAUUAUGGGGGUGUCGCAAGAGAGUGGUUCUUCCUUUUGUCUAAAGAAAUGUUCAAUCCUUACUAUGGGCUUUUUGAAUAUUCAGCCACGGAUAACUAUACACUUCAGAUCAACCCAAAUUCUGGCUUGUGCAAUGAAGAUCAUCUUUCUUACUUCAAGUUUAUUGGACGUGUGGCUGGAAUGGCUGUGCACCAUGGAAAGCUACUGGAUGGCUUUUUUAUAAGACCAUUUUACAAGAUGAUGUUAGGAAAGCCCAUUACACUGAAAGAUAUGGAGUCAGUGGAUGGUGAAUAUUUCAAUUCUUUGAAAUGGAUACUUGAAAAUGACCCAACUGAGUUGGACCUGCGGUUUUGUAUAGAUGAAGAAAAUUUUGGGCAGACUUAUCAAGUGGAUCUAAAACCCAAUGGUUCAGACAUGGUGGUUACUAAUGAGAACAAAAGAGAAUACAUAGAUUUAGUCAUCCAGUGGAGAUUUGUAAAUCGGGUACAGAAACAGAUGAAUGCCUUCAUGGAGGGCUUCACGGAACUCAUCCCAAUUGACUUGAUUAAAAUAUUUGAUGAAAAUGAACUAGAGUUGCUGAUGUGUGGUCUUGGGGAUGUGGAUGUUAAUGACUGGCGGCAACAUACCGUCUAUAAGAACAACUACUGCACAAACCACCCUGUCAUUCAGUGGUUCUGGAAGGCUGUGUUACUGAUGGAUGCUGAGAAACGUAUUCGACUACUACAGUUUGUUACAGGAACUUCAAGAGUGCCUAUGAAUGGGUUUGCUGAACUGUAUGGUUCCAAUGGUCCUCAGCUGUUUACAAUAGAGCAGUGGGGAACUCCAGACAAGUUACCAAGGGCUCAUACAUGCUUUAACCGCCUUGAUUUGCCACCUUAUGAAUCUUUUGAAGAUUUACGGGAGAAACUUCUAAUGGCAGUGGAAAAUGCUGAAGGAUUUGAAGGAGUAGAUUAAUUGGCUGCAGUUGUGGCCAACAAGAUGCUGCUUAUAAAUUUUUUUUUUAGAGAUAGGAACUUUACCAGUGGUAUCAAUAUAAUUGCACAGUGACAUUGGUACAUGGAACAAAUUCUUCUAUGUUAAUUCCUAUUUCAAGUUUCUGGAAAGCUGAAAAAUUCGAAACUGACUCUCGAGACAACAGUAAUAAAAGAAGAAAAGUGGAUAAUGUGUCGAUGAGAAGUGCAUUUCAAUUGAACUUAACUGUGUAUUAAAAUUGUUCUUUAAAGACAUUUUACCAACUUUGUAAUGAAAGUGAAUCAGAACUAUCACUUUCACAGGUAUAGUAUUAUCACUUUGUUUACUCAAUGGAUUGCAAACUAACCUGUUAUAUACAGAUCCUUCGAAUUAACCCAGUUAAAAGGCACAAUCUGUUAAACGAUAAAAUGUUUGAUUCACAUUUUUCUCUCAAACAUGCUUAUAUAGUAGUGUAUUGAUAUUUCCACUGUGAAAUAUUUGUGCCUCCUUUACCCACAAAUCAUGAUCAAAAGCACUUUUUAAGUUAUUGAUGAUGUAGAUUAACACCUUGCUAGAACAGGGAAAACAGAUGGUAUUUUUCUUUAAUGGAAUUGUUACAAAUGAGCAUAAAUGAGAUUUCAAAUGCGAGUUACAGCAACUGGUAUUAACUUUAUUUUUAAUGAUUUUUGCAUUUUACUAAGUAAACUAAAACAUAGUUAUCCAUUGAGCAUGCAAUGAAAUAACAUCUGCACUAAGAGGACUGCCAAAAACUUGAGGUAUUCUCUUAAAAUGUUACCUGAAUUUUCCUCCCUUUUUGAAGUAAGGUGACUGUUAUCUGAUAGGGUAAAGCAAAUUACAGUAACAUGCCUGUGACAUCUGUAGCAUGCCUGCUUAAAUCCUUAGACUGCUGGUGAGUCCAGGAUAUGACUGCAGGCUGGAUCUUGAACUUUAAUCUUACUCAUUGCAAGAGGUAAAACAGUACGCAGUGAUUAAGCUACAUGAAUGUCAGGAGUUAUUUUAUUAUUGUAAUACUUACUAAUUUCAAAAUUUGAUGCUGACUAACUUAAAAAUAACUAACGCUACAGACAAGCCAAACAAAAAGACUUGAUUACUCUUUAAAUAACCACCAGCCUUUUCUUUGCUUCUGUUUCUCUAAUUACCUAAUCUUCCGUCUAUUUUGUUUUUAACUUAGACUUUUGUACUGCCUUUAUUUCUUGACCACCUUUCUCCUUUCAUAAUUUAGCUGUUGAAUUCCACUUUCGCCUCCCAUCACCUGUUUUAAGACCAGGUUGUUUUUUCCUUUAAAAGAUCUAUUUGAUUAGCUUAAAAUGGUUGUUUUGAGCUGGUUUUAACUAAGCAAAUAGAUAAUUUUGACUAUGACCAGAUGGAUAGUAUAGAACAAAGAACAAACCAGGAGGGGACUGUAACAAAUGCAAUUCUUCUGUGACAACCUCUCUCCUUUCACUGAGAUAAUCAUUUAUUUCAAACUUUCACAAUGAAAGCUAACCACUACCAAUCAAGUUUCAAAUGAUUUCUAUAUUUGAUUCAUUAUUAGUAGAGCUAUGCUAAUCUUUUAAUACAUGUGUUCUGUUGUAACACCAAGAAAUCUAAGGGCACUUUAUACAUGGCUGUUAAUUAUUUUUAAAUGUGUACAUUUUUAAUACGGAGUUCAGUAUCCACUGCAAUAUAAAUGCUUUGGACACCAACCUAAAUUUUGCUUAUUGACACAAUAAAACCAACAUAAACCUCAGCCAAACAUCAUUUCCUCUUUACCAUUUUUUCAUCAAUGUGCAUUUUCCCCUUGAAUGCCUGCCAUACAAUUCAAAAACUCAUCUCAAAUAUAUUGUGGAAAAAGUGUCUUGAAAUCCUUCUUUCCCUAUUAAAUUCCCAAAAAAUAAACUUUCCUUAUUAAUGUUGCAA
Stegostoma tigrinum is the source of this 5168-nucleotide messenger RNA. RefSeq names its product NEDD4 like E3 ubiquitin protein ligase (gene nedd4l). Lineage: Eukaryota; Metazoa; Chordata; Chondrichthyes; Orectolobiformes; Stegostomatidae. The transcript has 27 exons. Bases 93 to 3251 code for a protein of 1052 amino acids. Gene Ontology annotation, molecular function: sodium channel inhibitor activity; protein binding; ubiquitin protein ligase activity. The record is from RefSeq and is a predicted model, not a curated record. Gene Ontology annotation, biological process: ubiquitin-dependent protein catabolic process; regulation of dendrite morphogenesis.